GUCAAAGAGAUUGGUUGCUAGGAAACAUGAAAUAGCAACAAAUUGUUAAAGAAUAAUUAUGAAAACUUUGUUGAAAGUGCAGAAUUAAAAGCUAAAAGAUGAGGACGAUUCCGAAAUGGACGGACAGUAUACAGGAUGUUGAGAAGCAGGAGCAAUGCGUUUACGAUUUGUGCUUCAAUCCUGAAGGUACGCAGCUAAUUGUUGCCAGUGGUAACAGAGUAUUGGUCUAUGAUACCACUGAUGGAACUCUGAUCCAAGCCCUGAAAGGUCAUAAGGACACUGUGUACUGUGUGUGCUAUGCAAAGAAUGGACAGAAGUUUGCAAGUGGUAGCUCAGAUAAGACUGUGAUCAUUUGGUCGAAUAAAUUGGAAGGUUUGCUGAAGUACAGUCACAGUGAUGCAGUCCAGUGCUUAGCAUACAACCCGCUAUCAAAUCAGUUGGCUUCCUGUGCUCUGACUGAUUUUGCUUUCUGGAGUGCUGAGCAGAAAGCUGUGCAGAAGCAUAAGAUUAAUUCAAGGAUCAAUUCUUGUGCUUGGACGAAUGAUGGACAGUAUUUGGCUUUGGCCCUGGGAAAUGGAAGUAUUUCAAUCAGAAAUAAGUUGGGUGAAGAGAAAGGGAGAUUUGAGAGACCUGGGAAUCCUUCAAUAUGGGCAAUUUCUUGGAGCACCUCAUCUGAUGAUCAAGACACUUUAUGUGUUACUGAUUGGAACAAGACAUUAUCAUUUUACACUUUGGGUGGGAAAUUAAUUGGGAAGGAACGAGUUGUCGGUUUUGACGCACUGAAAGUGAAAUAUUUUCCGAAGGGCGAAUACAUUUUGAUUUCUGGAAGCAAUAAGGCUUGCAACAUAUAUACCAAAGACGGAAUUAAGCUGGGAAUGAUUGGGGAUCAACAGCAAUCUUGGGUUUGGUGCUGUGCCGUCCAUCCAGAAGGAAAUUAUAUUGCGAUGGGUUGCCAAGAUGGUACUAUUGCAUAUUACCAAUUAGCAUUUAACACUGUCCACGGUCUAUUCAAAGAGAGGUACGCUUUCCGCGAGAAUAUGACUGAUGUGAUUAUUCAACACUUAUUAACUGAGCAGAAGGUGCGAAUCAAAUGUAGAGAUCUCAUCAAGAAAAUAGCGAUUUACAAACACCGAUUGGCUGUGCAACUGCCCGAACGUGUGGUGAUUUACGAGCUGUAUUCGAAUGAUGCCAACGAUAUGCAUUACAGAGUUAAAGAGAAAAUAACGCAGAAGCUGGAUUGCAGCUUGCUAGUGAUAUGUAGCGAGCAUUUGGUGGUGUGCCAAGAAAGGAAAUUGCAGAGUUUAUCAUUUGCUGGCGUUCAAGAAAGGGAGUGGAUCUUGGAGAGUCCUAUUAGAUAUAUUAAAAUUAUUGGAGGACCUCCAAGGCAGGAAGGGCUUAUUCUGGGUUUGAAGAAUGGACAAGUCUGGGAAGUCCAUUUGGACAACUCGUUUCCUUUACUCAAAGUAACGGUAAACGCUCCAAUCAGAUGUCUGGAUUUGAGUCAGAGGAAGCAAAAGUUGGCAGCGGUCGACGAGACUGGCUUGUGUCAAGUUUUCAAUACCAAAAACGGUGAUUUAUUGUAUCAGGAACCAAAUACUAAUAGUAUAGCUUGGAAUACCCAGUACGAAGAUAUGUUGGCGUUCAGUGGACCCAAUUUAUUAUCGAUAAAAGUUGAAGAUUUUCCAGCGCACAGGCAGAAGUUGAAUGGUUUCGUUGUGGGUUUGACUGGGUCUAAAGUAUUUUGUUUGAAUGGAUCAGCAAUGACCACUCUUGAAUUACCCUUGAGUGCUCCUAUGUACCAAUACAUUGAGAAGAAAAUGUUUAGCGAAGCCCAUAAAGUCGCGUGUUUAGGUGUAACGGAUGGAGAUUGGGAAGAACUGGGGCACGCUGCGUUGGAGAACUUGAAUUUCGAUAUAGCUCGACUCGCAUUUGUAAAACUGCAGGACUUCAACUAUCUGGAAUUGAUCAGGGAUAUGUUGGAACGAAUGAAGAAAGGAGACAACAAUAAGGAAGUUAUGAUCGGAGAUGUUUACGCUUACAGGGGGAAAUUUAAGGAAGCUGCAAGGUUGUAUCAGAAGGCAGGACAAGAACAUAAGGCGCUCACUAUGUACACAGAUUUGCGAAUGUUCGAUCAAGCGCAGGAUUAUUUGGGAUCUAACGACAAUAGCACCUUGAUUAGACAGAAGGCGGAUUGGGCUAGAAACAUAAACGAGCAUAAAGCGGCAGUGGAUAUGUACUUGUCCAUUGGUGAUACUAAAUCUGCCAUUGAGAUUUUGGGGGAGCAAGGCUGGUCUGAGCAGUUGAUUGAUGUGGGUCGUAGACUGGAUAAAGCUGAACGUGUCUCUCUACUGGCAAUUGCCGAGCACCUGAAGCAGCUAAAGCAGUCCGGGGCUGCGGCUGAAAUUUACAAAAGGUUGGGAGACUCUGCUGCAGUUCUGAAACUGCACGUGGAGGCUAAAGAGUGGACUCAAGCAUUCAGCAUCGUCCAGGGCCAACCGCAACACAAGGAACUAGUUUACGUGCCAUACGCCCAUUGGUUGGCUGAAAACGAUAAGUUCGUUCAAGCCCAGAAGGCGUUUCAUAAAGCUGGUAGAUUGGAUGAAGCGUACAAAGUUUUGCAGCAAUUAACCGAAAAUGCUGUGGAAGAGUGCAGAUUUCAGGAUGCCGGUUACUACUAUUUGAUCUUGGCCCAACAGUGCUUAGAUUUAGCCAAAGAAUCCAGCUCCAAUUUCGAUGAAAUGAUUACCAAAUACGUGCAGAAUGAGAGGCUGGCCGGGAUUUACUACGCUUACCACUCGUUGCAUCGUUAUUUAGAAGAGCCAUUUACGUCGUUCAUGCCCGAAGCUCUUUUCAACAUUGCGCGUUUCUUGAUGACCGAGACCAACCAAAAGCGGCCCAAAGGCGUUUCCCUAUUCAACAUUCUGUAUUGCCUCUCGAAGCAGGCGCGGAAACUGGGAGCGAAUAAACUCACGAAGCAAUUACUGGACAAAAUGCAAACCAUGAAGAUUCCGACGAAAUUCCAAGAACAAGUGGAAGUGGCGACAAUCGCCGCGAGGGCCAAACCGUUCAGCGACCCCGAAGAUCUUCUGCCCAUGUGUUAUAGGUGCUCCACUUAUAACCCUUUGGCGGCGACGGGAAACAGGUGCGUUAAUUGCGGACAGAAAUUCGUGCACUCGUACGUGAGUUUCGAGAUUUUGCCGUUGGUCGAGUUCGUGUUGGAGGAGGGCAUUAGCGACACGGAGGCGGUUCGCUUAAUAGACACGCCUCCGUCCGACAUUAACGAGGACGAGGAUCAAUGGAAGCAGGAGAUCACAGAAACGCAUCAGACUUUACAGUUGGAUGGAAAUUUUAACAGAAAAUCUAGCGAUCCUUUCUCGACACGUCUGAAUCUAGAUGGAAAUGACAAAGAGUUAGCUUCGAUCGUAUUGGGUCGCAACGAUUUAUUGAAUAUCGAUAGCUCCACGGUUUUGGUCUGCAAGUAUGAACCUCCGUUGAAAUACCAGUUUUAUAGGAAUUUGUUACCCGACUUGCAAAUAACCAUGUGCGAGUAUUGCUUUAAAGCCUUUCACGUGGACGAUUUCGAGUUUCAAAUGCUGCAAAAAGGCUAUUGCCCUUACUGCAGAUGUUCACCAGAAGCCAAUAUGAACUUGGAUUCUACAGAUGAUCUCUUAGGGAUUUGAAAAUCCACACAAAUAUUAACUAAUCCGUCCACUUACAGUUUAAAUGAUAGUUACUCUUA
This is a messenger RNA of Nicrophorus vespilloides, 3739 nucleotides long. RefSeq names its product intraflagellar transport protein 122 homolog (gene Oseg1). Lineage: Eukaryota; Metazoa; Arthropoda; Insecta; Coleoptera; Silphidae. The record is from RefSeq and is a predicted model, not a curated record. The transcript is spliced from 10 exons. Gene Ontology annotation, molecular function: protein binding. Gene Ontology annotation, cellular component: intraciliary transport particle A; non-motile cilium. Gene Ontology annotation, biological process: intraciliary retrograde transport; non-motile cilium assembly; protein localization to cilium. The coding region runs from base 99 to 3680 and encodes 1193 amino acids.